This is a messenger RNA of Rubroshorea leprosula, 2364 nucleotides long. The record is from the annotation of a GenBank genome assembly. NCBI's taxonomy places the organism in Eukaryota, Viridiplantae, Streptophyta, Magnoliopsida, Malvales, Dipterocarpaceae.
GCUUUUUGCUUGCCUUUUCUUCGCCAAACAUAUCUUCCCCUUCCUUUUCCUAUACCCACCAUUCUCUUUCCAUUCUGUACAAAAUGCAAUCAUUUUGAACCCACAAUUCAUUAAUUCCACUUUGCUUAAUUAUCAUUUCUGCUGGUUUUACCUCGAAGCAAUUCAAGAAUCCAAAGUUGGGUUCUUUUUAAUUACCAAAUCUUUAUCUGGGCUUUUCACAAUUAAGUAUGGAGAAUGAGUUUUUCCUUAAUGCAGGAAUCCCGGCGCCCCCGGCGUUGCAUUUUGAAACAUCGUCAUUGGUGGAAAUGAGCAGUUGGACGUCUGGGAUGGGAAUUCAAGCAAUGGAGCUGAAUUGCUCUGUUGAUCAGUCUGUGGACUGCUGUUUUAAUCCCAAUUGGGAAAAGUCAACGGAUUAUGGUGUCCAGUUUGACUCUGCCCUGAGUUCCAUGGUGUCGUCUCCGGCAGCGUCGAAUUCGAAUGUUCCCAAUGAGAGCUUCGUGAUCAUGGAGUUGAUUGGGAAAUUGGGGAACAUUGGUAACUCCGGCGAGAUCUCGCCGCAUUCUCAGCCGUUGUUGGCUUCUUACUUUAAUGGCAAUAAUAGCACCAACACUUCCUGUUAUAGCACUCCCCUGAAUUCCCCUCCUAAGCUGAACUUGCGGGUUGUGGACAAUUUGGUUAAAGACAAGCUACCCAGUUUGGGAAAAUCAAUGCCCAUGAAUUCCAGUGUGGCCGAUUUCUCCGCCGACCCCGGAUUUGCAGAGAGGGCGGCGAGGUUGUCCUGCUUCGGCACCCGAAGUUUAAACGGCCGGACGAGUCAAUUCGGGCUGAACAACAACGAAACUCCUUACAGAUCUAACCCGGUGAUGGAUAACGGCAAGCUGUCGCGCGUUUCAAGCAGUCCUUCUCUCAAGGUAAUGGGAACACAAGGCGGUGGAAUUCAGGGGAACAAGAAUUCCCCAUUUCAGGAUCGGUCCGAAGCUGCCAAUUCCCAAGAGGAAUCCACAGUCUCCGAACAAAACCCCAAUGGAGACUCCGGUAUCAAAGCUGCAAACGAUUCGAAUUCGAGGAAAAGAAAAGCAGCAUCAAAAGGGAAAGGAAAGGAAACUUCAGUGUCCCCAUCACCAAAUACUAAUACAAAGGUAUCUGAAACUAAUGAAGAUUCAAAUCCCAAGCGAUGCAAGCAAUCCGAGGACGAAAAUGGUCCUGCUAAAGCUGAAGAAGAAGCAAAAGGUAGCAAUUUGGAUGAGAAACAGAACAAGGCUAACACAAAGCCUCCUGAGCCUCCAAAGGACUAUAUUCAUGUUAGAGCAAGAAGGGGUCAAGCCACUGACAGCCAUAGUCUAGCUGAAAGAGUUCGAAGAGAGAAAAUCAGCGAAAGAAUGAGGCUUCUCCAAGAUCUUGUUCCGGGAUGCAAUAAGGUGACUGGAAAAGCCUUAAUGCUGGAUGAAAUUAUAAACUAUGUUCAAUCAUUGCAGCGUCAAGUUGAGUUCCUUUCGAUGAAGUUAGCUUCUGUGAACACCAGGCUGGACUCUAACAUGGAUACUCUAAUGUCAAAGGAUAUAUUUCAAUCAAACAAUUCUAUGCCACAUUCAAUAUUCCCUUUAGAUUCCUCAGCAUCAUCCUUUUAUGGCCAACAGUCCCAGCAGAAUCCAGCAAUGCAUAACAAUAUUUCUAAUGGGACAAUGAGCCAAUGCCCUGUGGACCCUUUAAACACUGUACUAUGCCGGAGUCUUAAUAUGCAAUUACCUUCCCUAGACCAAUUUACAGAUACUAUUCCUCCUCAGUGCCCAACAUUCUGUGAAGGAGACCUACAAACCAUUGUUCAAAUGGGGUUUGGCCAGAACUCAAACCCGGAAACGCCAUUGCAGUCACAGAAUCUCCAUGGUGAGAAUUAAGGGGGAAAAAAAAGUGACUCUAAAAAGUUAACUCCACCAUUUUGCAGGAAAUUUUGAUGAUGAUUAUCCUUAAUGCAGGGUCAAAUCAAGUGUCCCACAUGAAAGUUGAGCUCUAAUCAGCGUUCUUUGGUCCUGGAUUUAAGGUCUAAAAAGGAGGACACAACGGCUGCUGUAAAUACAAGAAAUUUAAUGUAUGGACCAAGAUGCAUACGUACUCCCACUAAGCCACUUUAUUAUCUUUAGGGUUUAAUCUUUAAUUAGGGAUCAUUCAUCAAUUCCCCCCCUCCCCUCCCCCUCUCCCCCCUCUAUUUUGUCCUCCAAUUCUUUUGUGGACUUUUUCUUAAAAUUAUCCACUGUAAAAUCCUAAUAUCCAUUCUGUAUCCUGGUGCAAAGCCUUUGCAGUCUGCAUGCACCAUGCCUACUACAUGUAUGAUAAAAUGCCUAAUUAGAUUAAAGAGAAUUCCAUUUU